CCAGUGCGGGCUGUGCGACACCUACUACAUCGCGCAUGUGAAGGACGCAUGUGCCUUCCUCGGGGACGGCAUGGGCAGGAUCGAGGAGCGCAGUGGACGGGCGUGGUGACAGCCAUAGCCGUGGAGAUGCUGAGGACGGGCAAGGUUGAUGCUGUGAUCUGUGUGCAGAGUGACUCAUCAGACCGCUUUGCCCCUCGCCCCGUGCUGGCUCGGACAGAGGAGGAGGUGAGGGCAGCCAGAGGGGUGAAGCCCACGCUCUCCCCCAACCUCAACACCCUCGCUCUCGUGGAGGCAGCAGGGGUGAAGCGGCUGCUCUUCUGUGGAGUGGGCUGCCAGGUGCAGGCAUUGAGGGCAGUGGAGCAGCAUCUAGGAUUGGAGAAGCUGUACGUGCUUGGCACCAAUUGUGUGGACAACGGUCCGCGCAAGGGCCUGGAGAAGUUCCUGAACGCUGCAAGUGACGAUCCCGAGACAGUGCUGCACUACGAGUUCAUGCAGGACUAUAAGGUGCACAUAAAGCAUCUGGACGGCCGAAUGGAAGAGGUGCCGUAUUUCUGCCUGCCAGCAUCGGACCUUAAAGACGUCAUUGCCCCCUCCUGCUACAGCUGCUUUGACUACACCAAUGGCCUCGCCGACAUGGUGGUGGGGUACAUGGGAGUGCCCAAGCAGCAAGGAGUCCCCAUGACGGACCAUCUGCAGUACAUCACAGUCAGGAACGAGAGGGGGGCGGAGAUGCUAGAGUUGAUUCGCCCACAGCUGCAAGUCACGCCAACUCUCUCCUCGGGUGAUCGCCGCCCGUUUGUGAUGGAGACGGUGAAAGCAGACGACAAGGCGACGGUGGGCACGGAGAGGCUCAACCCUGCUCCCAGACUUGUCGGCCACAUUAUCGCCUUCCUGCUUGACCUGGUGGGCCCGAAGGGGCUGGAGUUUGCACGCUACUCACUCGACUAUCACACCAUCCGCAAUUAUUUGCACGUGCACCGCGUUUGGGGAAACGAAAGAACUCGCAGCUCGCGAUCCGCCAAGCGCACCACGACCGUCCGAUCUGCACUCGCGCAAGAGUUUUCCGCCCUCGAUCGCGUCGACAUUCUUUCCGAAGCGCUACCCUUCAUCCAACGGUUUCAACGCAAGACCGUCGUCGUGAAGUAUGGCGGCGCGGCUAUGAAGGACCCGACGCUUAAAGAGGGUGUGAUUAAGGACCUCGUGCUUCUAUCAUGCGUCGGCUUGCGGCCCGUGCUGGUUCACGGAGGCGGACCGGAGAUUAACACGUGGCUGACGCGGAUAGGCAUUGAGCCGAAUUUUAAGAACGGUCUGCGUGUGACUGAUGGGCCUACUAUGGAGGUGGUCGAGAUGGUGCUUGUAGGGAAGGUGAAUAAGUCGCUUGUGUCGCUUAUCAAUCGCGCCGGUGGCACUGCUGUGGGAAUGUGCGGAAAGGAUGGUCGCAUGAUCACCGCGCGACAGGCUAGCGAAGAUCUGGGAUUCGUCGGCGACAUCUCGAAUGUGGAUACCACUGUCGUCAAAGGGCUGGUUCGCGACGGGAUCAUCCCCGUUAUUGCAACGGUGGCGGCGGAUUCGGAGGGGCAGGCGUAUAACGUGAACGCGGACACGGCGGCAGGGGAGAUUGCGGCGUCGCUGGGAGCGGAAAAGCUCAUUCUGAUGACGGACGUGCCGGGUGUCAUGAUUGAUCCGAAGGACACUGACAGUCUCGUGAAGGAGGUGGACAUCAAGGGCAUUCGCAAGCUGAUAGCAGAUGGCAUUGUUAAGGGUGGCAUGAUUCCCAAGGUGGAGUGCUGCAUCAGGUCUCUCGCCCAGGGCGUGCAUUCCACCGCCAUUAUUGACGGUCGCAAGCCACACUCGCUGCUGCUCGAGGUGCUUACAGAUGAGGGUGCUGGCACCAUGAUCACCGGGUGA
Molecule: messenger RNA, 1908 nt
Organism: Closterium sp. Naga37s-1
Lineage: Eukaryota; Viridiplantae; Streptophyta; Zygnematophyceae; Desmidiales; Closteriaceae
Source: the annotation of a GenBank genome assembly